Messenger RNA from Syngnathus acus (greater pipefish), 2374 nucleotides. RefSeq names its product oocyte zinc finger protein XlCOF6-like. The coding region runs from base 70 to 2193 and encodes 707 amino acids. The record is from RefSeq and is a predicted model, not a curated record. The transcript has 2 exons. NCBI's taxonomy places the organism in Eukaryota, Metazoa, Chordata, Actinopteri, Syngnathiformes, Syngnathidae.
GAAAAAGGCGGAAGUUAGCUUCGCAUCGGCGAGCGGAGCACGGCUAUCGGGAUUUGGGCAGUGUGGAAAAUGUGUAAAGUCAGGAUGCUGCGAGAGCUGGUGAAGCAGCGACUAAACGUGGCCGUUGAGGAGAUCUUCCAACUGCUCGAGAGAACCAUCGCCGACUACGAAGAGGAACUUUGUCGAACCAAAGAGGAGAACGAGCGGCAACGCGAACUACUGGACGCUGUUCUCAAGCCACAAGUUGGACUACACACGUCUGACAUACGGCAAGUGUUGGUGGAGCGUAAAGAAGAGCAGCAGGAGGAGCCAACAGAGCUCUUUCGUGUUAAAGAAGAAGACGAGGAUGAGGAGGAGGAUGAGUGGACCAGCUUUGCCGUCAAGAGCGAAGACGAUGGCGUUCAACGCAGCGAGGAGAGCCAAGGAGGCACAAGCUUGGAAAUUGAAGCAAAAGCCGAUACACAACAAGCGAACACCCGCUUUGCUCCACUAUUAGACGCUGACGACGCCUUCUUCGCCUCUUCUGACACCAAGCACAGCGACGACGCCAGCGAACCUUCGGACCCUAAAAGUGACAACAGCCCAUUAACCUGCACUGAAUGCGGCAAAACGGUUGCCAAUCAUUUAAACACAUGCAUGAGAACUCACAGCGGCCGGAAACCGUUUGCGUGUUCAUUUUGCUGCAAAAGCUUCACCAGGAAGUCCGAUUUGAAGGUGCACAUGCAGAUCAAACACACAGGCGAGAAUCCUUUCAGCUGUGACAUUUGUGCUAAAAUGUUCCCCGUCAAGAAAUACUUGAUGAUUCACAUGAGGACGCACUCUCUGGAGAAACCUUUUGCUUGCUUGACUUACGCGCAAAGUUUUGCUAUCAAAGGCGAAUUGGAAGCGCGUGGCGCAUCACAAGCGGAUAUCGUUGUGUCGCACUCCUCCGAGACGGACUCGAACCCCAGGUCCUUUAAAGGCGACCCGGCGCAGCCCGCCGACAACCGAGGUGGCACAAGGUUGGAAAUUGAAGCUAAAGUCGAUGCACAACCGUCAAACGCCUGCUUCGUUUCACUAUCGGAAGCCGAGGAUGCCAUUUCCACCUCUUCCGAGCGCAGCGACUAUGCCAAAGAACUUUCGGACCUUAAAGGUGACAGCAAACCGUUAAUCUGCACGGAAUGCGGCAAAGCGUUUAUCCAGAGGGGAAAUUUAAACAGACAUAUGAGAACGCACAACGGCGAGAAACCGUUUGCGUGUUCGUUUUGCAGCAAAAGCUUCACCAGGAAGUCUGAUUUGAAGGUGCACGUGCAGGCCAAACACACGGGCGAGAAGCCUUUCAACUGUGACAUCUGCGCUAAAAAAUUCCCCGUCAAGAAAUACUUGAUGAUUCACAUGAGGACGCACUCUCUGGAUAAAUAUUUCGUUUGCUCGACUUGCGAUAAAAAUUUUGCCACCAAAGUUGAACUGGAAGCGCACGGCGAGCGUUGCGGCGCACCACAAGCGGAGGUUACAGCCGCUGCGUCGCACUCCUCCGAGACGGACCCAACCCCAAAGCCCCCCAAAGGCGACUCGACGCAGCCUGCUGACAACGCGCAGUUCAUCUGCGCCGAAUGCGGCAAAACAUUCAGCCUGAAGGGAACGUUGAAGCGACAUAUGCGCACACACACCGGGGAGAAACCCUUCAGUUGCACCGUGUGCGCCAAAAGCUUCUCCACUAAGUCGGACAUGAAGACGCACAUGGCGACGCACUCGGGCCAGAAGCCCUUUGGCUGCACCAUUUGCGGCGAGACCUUCUCGCUCAAACAGUACUUGAAGAUCCACAUGAAGCGCCACUUUGCCGACAAGCCUUUCAGCUGCACGGUGUGCGCCAAGCGCUUCUUCACCAAGGCGCACCUGAAGACGCACAUGAGGACACACACAGGGGAGAAACCUUUCAGCUGCGAGGUGUGCGGACGCUGCUUCUUCUGCAAGCGCGACGUCAGGACACACAUGAGGACGCACACCGGGGAGAAACCCUUCACCUGCCCCACCUGCAAUAAAGGCUUCUCCACCAAAGCCUACGUCACCAUGCACAUGAGGACGCACACUGGCGAGAGACUCUUCAGCUGUGACGUCUGUCAUAAAAGAUUCACCUUCAAGACACAAGUUAACAGCCACGUGUGUACCGGCCAGAAAAACAGCCGGAAAGACUCGGCGGCGCUUCAGAAAUAAUAUCAGAUAUUUUAUUUAAAAUAAUUUUAAAUGGUCCCUCACAUUCUCAAGAUGAACUCACCCACUCUACGCUGAAAAACUCAAGUAUUCACACCCAUUUUUGCCUUUUAUGUUCUUCCUGUAAUUGCCACUAGAUGCCGCCAAAGCCCUGGCUAUUAGGAAAGUGGAAAUUGGUGUCAAG